UCCUCAGGUUUAAAAGCACAGCACUGGUUGUUAAGGAAAAGCUGGACGUUUUCCACGGACGCAUUAUUUUGUUUUGUUUUUGUUUCUUUUUUCCUUUUUUGGGGAGGGGAGGGGCUGACCUCGAACUCUGGUCCGUCUGCUUCUGCCUGCGAGUCACAGGCUCGGCCGCCAUGAAGGUGAAGAUUAAGUGCUGGAAUGGUGUGGCCACUUGGCUCUGGGUAGCCAAUGACGAGAACUGCGGCAUCUGCAGGAUGGCGUUUAAUGGCUGCUGUCCAGACUGUAAGGUGCCUGGGGACGACUGCCCUCUGGUGUGGGGGCAGUGUUCGCACUGCUUCCACAUGCACUGCAUCCUCAAGUGGCUGAACGCGCAGCAGGUGCAACAGCACUGCCCCAUGUGUCGUCAAGAGUGGAAGUUCAAGGAGUGAGGCCUGUGUUCCCUCUACCAGCACUGGGCCAGGCUCCGUCCCUUCCUCCCCUCCUCACAGUGGCACCCCGGCCCUGGUUCUGCACUGAGGACAAGGAUGCCUUCCUUUUGGCUGAAACAAGGAGGUCUUUUUGUUUGUUCGUUUUUUCAUCGCAUCAUUGACACUUUUAUUCAAUAAGUAAACUCAUUAAAGUCCCGAGCCUUGCUGGAGGCCUCCGGCUGCUGCUUUCUUGACAUUGAUACAGCUGCAGCGUGUUUUGUUAUGAAAACCCCUAUGAAUAAACAUCUUGAUGAAA
This is a messenger RNA of Microtus oregoni (creeping vole), 720 nucleotides long. RefSeq names its product anaphase-promoting complex subunit 11. NCBI's taxonomy places the organism in Eukaryota, Metazoa, Chordata, Mammalia, Rodentia, Cricetidae. The transcript is spliced from 3 exons. Gene Ontology annotation, biological process: positive regulation of mitotic metaphase/anaphase transition; protein ubiquitination; anaphase-promoting complex-dependent catabolic process. The record is from RefSeq and is a predicted model, not a curated record. Gene Ontology annotation, molecular function: zinc ion binding; ubiquitin protein ligase activity; cullin family protein binding. The coding region runs from base 171 to 425 and encodes 84 amino acids. Gene Ontology annotation, cellular component: anaphase-promoting complex; nucleus.